This is a messenger RNA of Paramormyrops kingsleyae, 2061 nucleotides long. RefSeq names its product transmembrane protein 170A (gene tmem170a). The record is from RefSeq and is a predicted model, not a curated record. NCBI's taxonomy places the organism in Eukaryota, Metazoa, Chordata, Actinopteri, Osteoglossiformes, Mormyridae. Gene Ontology annotation, biological process: endoplasmic reticulum tubular network organization. Gene Ontology annotation, cellular component: endoplasmic reticulum membrane.
GGUCAUAAUAUCCCGUCGCGAUUGUCGUACAUUAUUUUGAUCUCCUUUUAUGUUUUGUUUUGGUUGGCGUGGGUUAUUGGAACAAAAUGGUUCACUUGACUACAGUUCUGUAAUAGUUUCUUCUGAAUAUUUUACCAUCCUGCAUUAAUUAAGCGAAUUCAGGUCUCAGUGGUAGGUUUAGAAAGCAGUAAAUGCGCGAAGAAAAUAUGCAAGGGGUACAGUAGGCUGAGCUUCGUGACGUCGAUCUUCAAGUUUCGUUUAAGUGCCUUCGGGAAGACAGAUAUUUCCGAGUCUGUGUUAUUUUUAAUUCAGUUUUUUAGCUCUUCCGUCGCUGUAUAUGUUGUAUUCGAUGUCCCAACAAUGCAGACUGGGUAUAGUGACAUAGGAUUUGUCCAGCAAAUUCUCAGUUUGAAUUUGGUCCCAAGAGAAAAUGGCACUAAGUGUGGUAACGACACAUCGCUUUGCGACUUUUCAGAGAUGUGGUACGGAGUGUUCUUAUGGACCGUGGUUUCUUCCUUGAUGUUUCACCUUCCUGCCGCCCUCCUGGCACUGGGCACCCUGCGGCAGCAUCGCGUGGCGCGUUUCAUGCCCAUUGCCAUCAUGCUGAUGAGCAUCGUGGGCCCACUCUGCGGGGGCGUCCUCACCAGUGCUGCUAUAGCAGGAGUGUACAAAGCUGCUGGGAAGACGAUGAUCUCCCUGGAAGCCCUGGUGUUCGGAGUGGGCCAGUCCUUCUGCAUACUCGUCAUCUCCUUCCUCAGGAUCCUGGCCACGCUAUAACACUGGCAGAUGAGGCACCCAGACCCACUGUGGGCCUUUACUUCCAGAUCUGGCUGUUCUGUCAGUGCCCCGACUCCUUCAGCUGGAUUCUGUUCUUGCCCUGAGCGAAUAGUUCAGUCCUUCGAACCCGCGGUGGGUGUGUAGCGACUGACACCGCAUGCUAAUCAUACCCACCGUGCAAGUCGGGGCUUGUUUGUUCCUGGUUUAGCACACAGCUAUUUUGCAGGGUCAUGAUGUGGAGUGGAACCACGGCUCAUUUUAGAACCAUCCACGAUCUCUCAGGUAUCAUGAGCUGGAUUUGUUUCUCCCUGGGAUGUGCUUUUCUUAUUUUAUAGGCUAGUGGCCAUUAGACUGCAGCUGUAGACCAGCAUUAUAUAUCAUAAAGUGGGAGAGAAGCUCGUUGUAAGCCUGACCAGAGUGGAGUGUCCAAAGGCAUUGUCAGAUGUUUGGGGCUUAAACAUGUAUUUUUACUAAUGAAACAAUAUCAGGUGUUGUCACUGAUCAGGUUUUCAAAUGCCGGACCAUGAGCUACAAUUUCACACGAUGUACCUCACAUGAGAUUUCCUAUGUUUUUGUCUACGUGGAUGAUGGUGUUUGAUUAGCACCAACUAACCAAACAAGGCUGAUUAUUUCUUUGAGGUGACAUUUCUUUCUGGCACUAAAACCUUAAAAUCCCCAAACUAUACAUACAUACAUUUAUGUAUGAUGUUUUAUCCACGGGAUAAUUGAGUGUUUUUUGAAAUGGAUGCUUGAACUGCAAAGAAGUAUUCUGUGUGGAAUCUAUUUCUUUAUUUUUCUUUCCAUAAUUAACUUAUUUGUUUCCAUUUAUUAUGCAGACCUUCUCAAAUGGUGCCUUUAUUCAAUGACUGAUAUUUGUAAUCUGUUGUAAUUUUUUAAAUGUUCAUUUAUUGUUAAAUAUUGAUAUUUUGAAAUAACACAAAUUGUGAUCUAUGUAAAACGAUAUUUUUUUAAAACUUACCGAAAUAACUAAUUUAGGUUGAAUUAGCUUAAUUUGAAACAAUGUUCUUAUUAUUUCCAGCCAGGUUGCUAAAUGCAAGAUUUUGCAAAUUAUAAUCACAGAAAUUCUUGAGUUUUUGUUUGCUGUUCCGUUAAUUAUAAAUGGGUUUAAUUUUACAGUAAUAUCCAAACAUAAGGGGAUUACAGUUUUUUUUUGCACUUAAAUAUUUUGCCUUUGAAAGCAGCUUUUGAGCAAUUCAUAUUAUGGCAUGUUUUGGACCAGAAUUAUGCAAAUGUUAUAAUGUGUAAGUAAAUGUCUUUUAUUUA